AUGCACCCUCUGGAAGCCGAGCUUCGCUCCCUGCUCGAGGCCCAGAACGGCUUCUCGCCGGUGGACGGCGCCGGCGACGACGACGAUGACGAGAUCCCCGUCGGCCGGCCAGUCCCGGAAUACGCCGCCGUGAUUGAUGCGUUCCCGUCGGCGACCGUCGCCGACAUCCACGCCGUCGUGAAGCGCAUGGUAGCGGCGGGGCUUGGCGAGGAGUGCCUACGGGCCUACAGCACCUGCCGGGGGGAUUUCCUGCAGGAGAGCAUUUCUAGGCUGGGGUUCCGCCAUGGGCCGCCAUGGCCGGCGGCGGAGGAGGAGAUCGCGCGGUGGGUGGAGGUCGUCAGGGUGGCGGUCUUCAUCCUGUUUCCCAGUGAGCGCCGCCUCUGCAACCGCGUCUUCGCCGGCCUCGCCGCCGCUGGGGACCUUUCGCUGGCGGAAACCUGCCGGGGCGCUAUGCGGCGGCUCUUCGCCUUCCCCGAGGCGGCGGCGACGGCGAGCAGGUCGCCGGAGAGGCUCUUUGGGUUGAUGGACGUGUACGAAGCCCUCCGCGAGUUGGUUCCGGAGAUCGCCUCCGUCUUCUCCGGCGAGUCCAGCUCCGUCUUGCUCCUCCAGUCCGCCGCCGCCGGCGCCCGGCUGGCGGCGGCCGUCAGAGACGUCUUCGCCGAGCUGGAGAACCGCAUCCGCCGGGACCCGGUGGCGCCUCCCGUCGCCGGCGGCGGCCUCCACCCGAUGACGCGGUACGUCGUGAACUAUCUCCGCGCGGCAUGCAGAUCCCGGCGAACCCUGGAGGAGAUCAUGAACGAGGACGGCGGCGCCGCCGCCGGGGAUCAGAUCGGCUGGGCGAUGGACCUUCUUCUGGGCAACCUCGAGUCCAAGUCCAAGUGCUACAGGAACCCCGCUCAGAGCUUCCUCUUCCUGCUGAACAACGGCUGGUACAUCUCGCAGAAGGUGAAGGACGGGGAGCUGGGUAUCCUCCUAGGGGAAGACUGGAUCCGCGGGCAGACGGCAAGCGUCCGGCGAUGGCGCAGCAGCUACCAGAGGACAACCUGGGGAGAAGUAAUCGACCUGCUCAACGCCAGCCGUGAAGCGUCAUCGGGUUCAUUUUCUCCGGCGCCGGCGAGCUCCCUCGGGGAGAAGUUGCAGCUGUUCAACGAGCUCUUCGGAGAGACCUACAGGAACCAGACGGGAUGGGUGGUGGCGGACGAGCGGCUGGCGACGGAGCUCAGAGCCUCCGCCAUUGAGCUCGUGCUGCCGGCAUACCAGAGCUUCCUGAGGAGGCUUCGGAGCUCCCCGGCGCUGGAGAAGUCGCUAGGGAGGCUCGUCAUGUACAGCCCUGCGGACGUCAGGGCCCGCAUCAACCGGCUGUUCAAGUGGAGUGCGAGGAAUCUGUGA
Messenger RNA from Spirodela intermedia, 1389 nucleotides. NCBI's taxonomy places the organism in Eukaryota, Viridiplantae, Streptophyta, Magnoliopsida, Alismatales, Araceae. The record is from the annotation of a GenBank genome assembly.